Molecule: messenger RNA, 801 nt
Organism: Lindgomyces ingoldianus
Lineage: Eukaryota; Fungi; Ascomycota; Dothideomycetes; Pleosporales; Lindgomycetaceae
Exons: 11
Coding region: 1-801 (266 amino acids)
Source: RefSeq, a predicted model, not a curated record
AUGAUUGGAAGUAGGGCUACGUUUGCAUUACUAUUUCGUGACUAUGCGAGUCUUGGAGGGCGAAAGCGUCACUGUAGAAUGGAGGCCUGGAUAAAUCUAGAGAACAAGCCGCGGCAUAUGCUCUGUCUUGUAGCCACGGAAGUUAUGGGACCGCUAUUUCCUCUCGAAGUAAUUAGACCUGAUCUCGCAGGUUAUGCCAAAACGUUAGGCAGGAGUAGAAUGUUGACUGAGCCUACUACAGAAAAUAGCAUGUCGUCAUCCGAGCUGUCUGGCAUCCUGAAACUACAUUAUUCUUCUAUCAUCAAGAGCUCAGGUUACGAGAUGUUCCAUGACCCCACGACCUUUGGUUUGAUAGUGACUAACAUAUCCUCUCGGCGCUCUUCAACACUAGCAUCUGCUUAUGAGGUGGAUAUGCACCUUCCCUGCUUAUCUUUCCUGCUAGAGAGGCUUCAUUCAGAUCUCCACGCCCACCUUAUCAGCUGUAUACAUGGUGAUUUCCUCCCUCAAUUUGUUGGUUUGAGCUUGCUUUGGAAUUCGCUAUUACUCGAGUACUUUCUUUUUAUCGUUCUUAUAUCUCAACACUUUUCCAACUCGAUAAUUUUCUGCAUACCAUAUUUUCUCACAAAGCGGGAGACUUCAUAUUCAGCUCGACUACACUGGCUCUUUAUGAGCAUACAAGCUAUUCUACAAAAUAUAGGUCUACGGGAUGAACCUUUAGAAAAGGCACUCGUUCUACCUGAGCCUCUUAAUUAUAUUUCACAUUUAUUACCCUUACGGAAGUACGACCCCCAACACAUUUGA